CAGAGUGGCUGCUCUCUGACGUACAGAAACAUCUACGUUAGUGCAGCAUUAAUUUGUUUACAGCAACCUGGCCAAUCGGUUUGAUAAUCAAGCAGGGAAACAGGUCAGAGAUUAGGGCUUUUCUCAGCCUCUGCUGUCCUCGGAGCUCAGCCGCUGUUGUCUAGAGGCAGUUUUAAGGACAGUGUGCUGUUUGUGGGAAUGUGCGCUUUACAUGCGGCGAGAGGCCCAGUGUUAACUGAUGCUGUCUAUCACAUGAGCACACACACACACGCUGGAGGAGUGUUAUCGGUCUUCACACCCGUCACUCACUACUCCGGGAUCACCUGCUUGUUCAGAGCGAUGUCAUGCAUAUAAUAAUCAUUACAGAGUCUGAUACAGAAGAGUGAGACUGCGUUUUCCAGACAGCGCUGGAUAUCAUGACUGUCAUUCAGAGUCAUACUUCGAGAGAGAACUGCGCGGUUUACUGCUGAUUGUGUUUGGGACAAGAGCAUACGAGCUCCAUUUUUUGGGGGGAUUUUCUAAAGAAUUAAAGCCUCCAACAUGAGGAUCUUCAGGACUCUGAUGACCGCUGCAUCCGUGGCCAAACAAAUCGACUUCUACUCCAGAUUCUCUCCUUCUCCUCUCUCGAUGAAACAGUUCAUAGACUUCGGUUCAGAGAACGCAUGUGUGAAAACGUCAUUCACGUUCUUGAGACAGGAGCUGCCUGUCAGGCUGGCGAAUAUCAUGAAAGAGAUCGAUUUAUUGCCUGAUAACCUCCUGAGGACCCCUUCAGUGCGUCUGGUGCAGAGCUGGUACAUGCAAAGCUUCCAGGAUAUACUGGAGUUCAAGGACAGGGAUGUCGAUGAUGAAAUGCUCAAACAAGACUUCACAGAUGCUGUGAUCAAGAUCAGGAACCGUCACAAUGAUGUGGUGCCCACCAUGGCUCAAGGGGUGGUGGAAUACAAGGAGACCUACGGGACCGACCCCAUCACCAGCCAGAACAUCCAGUACUUCCUGGACCGGUUCUACAUGAGCAGGAUCUCCAUCAGGAUGCUCCUGAAUCAGCACACUCUUCUGUUUGGGGGAAAGAUACGCGACAAUCCUGCUCAUCCCAAACAGAUCGGCAGCAUUGACCCCAGCUGCUGUGUCACUGAUGUCGUGAAAGAUGCGUAUGAAAAUGCCCGUAACCUUUGUGACCGAUAUUACAUGAACUCACCCGAGUUAGUGCUGGAAGAAUUUAAUGUUAAAGGACCUGAUAAACCCAUGGCUGUGGUAUAUGUGCCGUCUCAUCUGUACCACAUGGUGUUUGAGCUCUUUAAGAAUGCCAUGCGUGCAACCAUGGAGCUUCAUGAAGAUGCCAUGGAGUAUCCCCCGGUGCAUGUGCAGAUCGUCCUGGGCCACGAGGACCUGACCGUGAAGGUCAGUGAUCGCGGAGGCGGAGUCCCGCUGAGGAAGAUUGACAGGUUGUUUACGUACACAUACUCCACUGCACCUCGUCCUCAGAUGGACACGUCUCGAGCCACUCCUCUGGCUGGUUUUGGUUAUGGGCUGCCCAUCUCCAGACUUUACGCCAGAUAUUUCCAAGGAGACCUGAAGCUGUACUCUAUGGAGGGAUACGGCACAGAUGCCGUCAUUUAUAUCAGAGCUUUGUCCACUGAGUCCAUCGAGAGGCUUCCCGUUUACAAUAAAUCAGCCUGGAAACAUUAUAACACCAUCCACGAAGCCGAUGACUGGUGUGUCCCCAGCAAAGAGCCCAAGGACAUGACCACCUUCCGCAGCUUCUAGUCUGAUCUCAAAGCUUGUGUCAUCAAUGUGUUCUUCCAGACUUCAGCCGACCAAAUCAAGCAUCUUACCUUCAUCUGUCCACCCAUCUGUAGAUCAGGAGAAAGGAACAAAACAGGCGCUCAGAGGAAUAUAUAAAAGAGCAUAUAUAAUGUUUCUAGUGUAUUCUAAUGAGAAAGUUGUCAGUGCCAUCACAUCCCCAGAUAGACAAUUUAGGCUGUUGUCCUUCUGCUGUAUUUUGAGUGUGAUCCAGUGGGACCUAUUAAUCUUACAUUUGGAUGUGUAAUCCAGUAUUUAUUUGUCUGUCAUUACGAGACAGACUGAAGUGUUGAUGACUUUUGCUUUAAACUGACAUGUUGUGAUUUGGGAAAUCAAGCUUGUGUGUCACACAGUUGUGGGCUAUAAUAUUUACACCAGCAUAACUGGUGUACACUCCAUGUGCAGUUAAUUUUUCUUUUCUAAAAAGGUAGUGUGAAGAGUUUGAAAGCGUUAAACGCUUGACACCAUUAGAAAAUGUUCAGCUUUAACUAAGUAAUUAACAUUUCAGGCACUUAAAAAAAAAAACGCAUGGACUUGUGAACUGUAUGCUUCUUUUGACUAGUUUGAAACUGUCAGAGUAGUAGUCCUGUUUCAAUAAAGCACUUAGCAGUACAAUAGCAGUGCCCUCUACUGGACACAGACUGUGACUGCAGACUCAGUCAAGGCGCUUUUCUGUACGUGCUUGGACUUCUUUUCGAGUCAUUUCUGCAAUGACAAGUAUUUUUUUUUUCUUCCAGAGUAACCAAAGAUACGCCUCGUUUACGUACAUUUACAGUUCCACGAAGUAUCAAAAUGUAUUUUUAUUUUAUUUUAAAGAGUUUUUCUAUUAUUUGAGGUUUGUGGGGAGUAGAAUGUGUUUUCCAAUGAAGUGACAUUCGAACGUUAGUGUACAGUAGUGGCGGGAGAAAAGAACCUAUUCGAAAUUCUCGAAACAACACGCGGGUGACGCCUGCUGAUCAGAACUAUCUAAAUGCAACAAAAACAUAUGCCAGGCAAAGAUGAAAACCCACAAUCUACUAAAAAUCCUAAUAAAAAAAAAUCAAAUACCAUUAAA
Carassius gibelio (silver crucian carp) is the source of this 2854-nucleotide messenger RNA. It is a transcript of the gene pdk1, whose product is annotated as pyruvate dehydrogenase kinase, isozyme 1. The transcript is spliced from 11 exons. Bases 541 to 1764 code for a protein of 407 amino acids. Gene Ontology annotation, molecular function: pyruvate dehydrogenase (acetyl-transferring) kinase activity. Gene Ontology annotation, biological process: regulation of glucose metabolic process; protein phosphorylation. Lineage: Eukaryota; Metazoa; Chordata; Actinopteri; Cypriniformes; Cyprinidae. Gene Ontology annotation, cellular component: mitochondrion. The record is from RefSeq and is a predicted model, not a curated record.